ACUUCUUUGCCUAUGUUAUUUUUAUUUGGUGCCAAUGAAACUUUAAAGUAUUUUAGUUCUCCACCAACCUUCCGCCAAUUAGAAUAGUUUCUUUUCUCAAUGAAAAACUGGAGGGAGAUUGUGAGGAGGAUUAGCCCCUCUAUCUCCACAAGGUAGGGGUAAGGUCUGCGUACACACUACCCUCCACCGACCCCACUAUGUGGGAUUAUACUGAGUAUGUUGUUGUUAUUGUAUUGUGAGGAGGAUUCUUGCUCCAGGAGUUCCCCUCACUAAAGAAGGUGCUCACAUGGAUUACUUAGUAGUUAGAGUAUUUUGAUCGUCCAAUAUUAUGAGCUUCCUAGAAUAGAGCCCCUUGAUAUUGAAUUCUGGUGCAAUUCCCAGAGCAUCUAGCGAGAUCUCUUUCCAUAUCAAGAAUAUCCGCAGGCAGGGACGUCGCACCUGUUAUGGAGCCAAUCCAGUUGGACGUAUCUCAGAUUGCUGCUGUGACCAGUCGACCAAGUCAAUGUCCAAGCAUUUCGGAUGGUUCAGAGUCCCAGGUGUCUGAGCACAGCCCCUCCGAGAAUGCUGCAAGACGUUCUGCCAAUGAGGGGAGAAGACCCCUAUGGUCAUUUUUCAAUACUAUUAAUAGAUCUGAAUCAAAAGUGGUAGACAUUGAGAAUCAAGUCUUUCCAGAGUAUGUUGGACUUCCAAGGAAAGGAAUCUGGACUUUGGGGAGAGGAAGGAGAAAACCCCGACAGAAUUGUGAAUUCAGACCUGAAUUUUACUGGGAAACUUUGUCUGCAUGCAAGCAAUGGAACCACACAGUUAUCCUUGCCGGUACCUCAUGGUCGGCCCCAUGGAUGGAGAGAUGAACCUAGCAAUUAUAAUACUAUUCCUAAUAAUUUAGAGCAAAAAAGUUUUCAGAAGCAGCUUUUACUUGGACUUGAAAAUUCAAGAACAAGCAUUAUUUUCAAACAGGUAUUGCCUUUUCGGAUCUAUCUAAGUUAUUUAUUGCAUACCACUUGUUAGAAGAAACAUGUGUUCUUCAUUAAUCUUUUUUAUAGCUUAAGUCAAGCUUCUAUAUGUGGCAUCUCUAAGAAAUUUUCGUGAAAAUUUCUGUUGUGUUUCUGCGUAUGCAAACAUUCUAAGAUGUCCAUAUACAGCUUGCUCAUUUGUCUGUUGACUCUUCCUCGUUUGUUUAAGAGAAGGAAACUGCUUUGAUCACACAAUCAUUUGGUGCAAGUAAAUUUGUUUGCAUUAUAUUGAAGGUUGUUUUUCCUGCUCCACACCAAAAACAUAUGACUAAGUGUGAGAAUGAAAUGGUAUCCAAUCAUAUUCCCGUAACCGAGGGACGGAUUUAUGUGGAGGGAUGGUGGGGUACAUGCACCCAUGUUCCUCUCCCUAGGCUAUGUAUAAAGUACUAGUAAUUUUUUCAAUUAUGUGGGUAAAUAUAUAUGUGACCACCCAUGCUCAAGCGACUCGUGUGGUGCAGUGUGACCUAAGUUGCUCGGACCUAAGUUCCUCGGAUUCGGCAAAAUCUAAAUUUUAAGAUUUGGAGGUGCAGAUCCGGAUAUGGAUACGUGGUGCGGUGAUUCGGCUAAUAAAAAUAGAGCUAUAAAAAUAUUGUAUUUGCUAUAUUCCGUGAAAAACUUACAUGAAUAUUAUAGAAUUCAAUCUUUCAUUCUCCAAGAUGGACAUUAUUCUUUCAUUGUCCUAAAUCUGUUUUAUUUUUGAUUUUGGGAAAUCAAAAUCUCAAUUUUUCUCCCAAGUUUGUUGAUGGACUCCGGUCAAAGUGUCCGAAGUCAGUUGACCGAAUCCGGGAAGUAUCCCGUUGCCGCCCCCGUCUCGUAUUGGGACAGGGACGACACCAAAAUCGAAGAGUCCGCGCAACUUAGGUGGUGACUAAGUUCCCUUCUUGUCUCCUUUUUGUCCUCAAGGCCAGUGGUUAGAUCCCCAUACAAUUCUAUUUGAUUAAUUCCCUUUAUAAUUAAUUAAUAAAUAAAUUCUCAAUUCCGCAUGCCCUUUUCAAUGAACAACAAAUCCUUGCACACUUUUCUUCUUUCCAAUUAAUGAACAAACACGUUUUUUUUACUUUCUUAAAAUUCCCUUUUGCGUACGUCUUUUUUAUUUUUCUUCUCUUAAUCAUUCUUUUGAGUACAAAACUUUGAAAUCCCUAAAAACAGAGUACUCAUGACUCGUCUCUGAGGCUCUCUGUGGAUUCAAAUCAGCAAAAUCCCCUGCGCAAUAUUAAGCGCCGCUUUUAAAAACUUUUUUGAAUGAUCGUUUAGUUUGCUAUAUAUAACGUGAGAUAUUUAAAACUAUAAGUAAUGAUGCUAUUAUUGACCGUUUUCAAAGUGUAAAAACUCAUCGAGGACAAUUGUAAAGUGAAUGAUAUUUUUUUGCGAAUAUAAUAUUAAUAUAGUUUGCCCGUCAACUUGUCGUCAUCAUAAAAUUUUAUAUAAUGUAAAGAUAAUAGUGCACCCAUAGUAUUAAAAUCAUGAAUACGUGUCUGCUGUAACCUCUGAUACAAGCCAUGCACAUAUGAAACAAUCAUAGAACUUUUUUCUUCUUCCAACCCUAUUUAUAUGAUUUUUCCAUCUUUGAAUGUGCCAAGAUAUUCACUAUUCCUAUAAUAAUACUAUUCUAUACAACUUUCAAGAAUUCUAUCCAUCUAACAGUUCAUAUUUUAAACUUUGAUGCAUGUUCUCUUUCGAACUAACUUUUCAACCAUUAUUUUAAUGUUUUUGUUCCAAUACCAUAAUAUAAAGUGAAAUUAACAUCUUAAACUCCAUGUUCCAUCAAUGUCGUUAUAUAAAAUGUAUGGAAGGAAUAUCAUUAAUAAGAAGAAGCUGAGGCUUGGACGGUAGCAGCAGACAUUUGGAACAUGUUCCUGUCAAUUUUUGGGAUAGCCUGAGUCAUGCCUAGCUCCAUCAAAGAUGCAUAUGAAAGUUGGUGCUCUUGGAAAGUUGGAAAACCCAUCAAAAAGACAUGGUUAAUGGUACAUGCCUCAAUCUUUUGGUGUAUAUGGAAGGAACGAAACGAUAGGUGUUUUGAUGGGAUCUCAACUUCAAAUCAUGCUCUUAAAGCUAAAUGUUUAGUGGAUUUAUUUAGCUGGCUUAACCAAUCUCCUGUAUCUAGCUGUGAACAACUUUUGGAAGGUAUAUGCUCUCUAGUUAUAGAUUAAUCUUUGUAUUGAGCAGUCACCUUUUUCCUUCUUGUAAAUUUUUGUCUGCAUCUUCUUGCUGCCUUUAAUGAAAACUUAUUACUUCAUCAAAAAAAAAAAGCUGAGGCUUGGACAAAAGAGUGAAAUCCUUCAUAUUGCGUGCAACGCUGGCUGGAUUUCUUCCUAACCUGAGCUUCUUAC
This is a messenger RNA of Nicotiana tabacum (common tobacco), 3343 nucleotides long. Lineage: Eukaryota; Viridiplantae; Streptophyta; Magnoliopsida; Solanales; Solanaceae. The record is from RefSeq and is a predicted model, not a curated record.